Messenger RNA from Hordeum vulgare subsp. vulgare (domesticated barley), 1339 nucleotides. RefSeq lists its product as uncharacterized. Gene Ontology annotation, molecular function: cysteine-type deubiquitinase activity; ubiquitin binding. Bases 72 to 800 code for a protein of 242 amino acids. The transcript has 8 exons. Gene Ontology annotation, cellular component: nucleus. Lineage: Eukaryota; Viridiplantae; Streptophyta; Magnoliopsida; Poales; Poaceae. The record is from RefSeq and is a predicted model, not a curated record. Gene Ontology annotation, biological process: protein K48-linked deubiquitination.
UUCACAAAAUCUCUCACUGCGUUCCCCUUCACCGGCCCUUGUCCUUUCCGUUUCCCGCUUCUCCCAACGGCAUGGCUGGCUCGGGCAGCUCUCCGCACGCCGACGAACCCAAUUGCGGCGGCGGUGGGGCGACUCAGCAAGACUUCCAUGGGCACUCCACGGCGGCCUCCCCUCUCAGCACUAACCCUUCUGGUCAGGCCCCGAGGACCUCGGUCGUCGCCGACGAGGCUGCCGCCUCGUCUUCCGCCUGCGCAUCUGACAAAGACGACGAGCCCACGGAAAGGGAUAAGAACGCCGCCGAAGCCGCCGUCUCCUUCUUGGGACCGCAGAGUUCGAGCCCCACGGGAGCGUCCUCCCCCUCCUCCUCCUGCAGCGACUUCAGCGGGGGCGCCUCGACCUCGAGCUCUCUGGACGCCUACGAACAGAUUCUAGAGUCUUCUUUCUGGUGGAACGAGUACGAGACUUGUGAUGAUAUGAGGGCUUAUUUUGGAAGAGUUGAGUAUGAGAUGCUUUUGGCCAAUUACUGUGUAUAUCGGGAAAUAUGUCCAGAUGGGAACUGCUUUUACAGAUCUUUCAUAUUCUCGUAUCUGGAGCAGCUGGAAGCAUCUCCUAACGAGGAACUACGUUUAUUUGGUGUACUUGAACCAAUGUGGGAGAAGUUUCAAAGUCUUCAUUGGUUUGAUUCAUAUUCUGAUCUUCAUAUUGCUUUUGUGUGCUUCAUACUGGAAUGUGUGGAACAAAAAAAAAGAACUCUCAGCAAGUGCCUAUCAAAACUGGCUUUUUCAGGAGAGUCAAAAUGAGCAGAAGUUUGCCAACAUUCUCUCGUAUCUUCGACUCAUCACAACUAUUGAGAUAUGUACCAAGGCUCAAACGUAUAAGCCAUUCAUAGAUGACACCGAUUAGAAGCUUAAUCUAGUAGAGUACUGCAGGGAGAAUGUUAUCCCAAUGAAAGAAGAGGUGGAACACAUCAAUCUAUUUGCGCUCACGAGUGUCCUGCAGGUGCCCCUCCAAAUUGUGAACAUUUACGAUAAACGGACUGAGCCUAACACCCUCAUCAUCUACGAGUCACCUGAUUCUUCGGUUCCUACUGUGACACUACUGUAUAGACCAGGGCAUUAUGAUAUUAUCUACAAGAAGUAAUAACUGUAGACUGUAGUAACAGAUAUUAUAUGACAUUUCGCAGGAGUGUUGCUGGCCGUGUGACGGUGUGAGGAUAAACUCUAUACAUGUAAAUUACUGUUGUUGUGGACAUCAGCUGUAAAUAUGCACUAUCACUGUUUUCCUUCCUUAUAUGUGUGUGAUGAAAAAUUCUACAGGAAAUUGCAUUAGUAUUGGUGUA